GCUAGUCGCAUCCCUCCCUCCUCAUCCGAAAUCAAUGGCGAUGGAUACGUUGACCGUUAAGGCCGACUACAUAGCGCGACUACAAAGCAUUUUAAGUGAUCCAUUCUAUAAAGAUGCAACUGAAAAUUCUGCCAGUUAUAAUACAAGGUUAUGUAUGGAGAGAAAGAUGAGGCUACCUUUUCUCGAUGCCCAGACAGGUGUCGCCCAAAGUGACUGUUCUCUAUGGAUGCAAAAAUGGCAACGAAUGCCAGGCCAGACAGAAGGACAACUGUAUACAUAUCCCGCUAGACGUUGGAGGAAGAAGAAACGGCAGUAUCUCAUGAAUGAUUUCUAUCUCACUCGUCGAAUCAAAGACGUGGAAAUGAAUGAAACAGAAGGCCAGAUGAGCAUGUUGGAAAAUUCGUCUCGAUUAGAAGGAGAAGAAGGAGGUGAGAAGGCAGCGGACGAUUCUAAAGAUUCUUGGUAUCAAGAAUUUGAAGAUACCGGUGUAGAUAUUCCCGAAAUAGGUGAUAUGGAAGAUCCAGAAUCGGACAUGGAGGAAUACGAAGAGACAUAUGCCCGUAAAAAGAAGAAGAAAGUACGAAGUACAAGAGGUCGUAAACGAGCUGACAGAUUUGAUUACACUGAUAUGGAGAAGCCAUACAGUUGUGAAAUAUGUGGUGCUCGUUACAAAACACGUCCUGGUCUUUCUUAUCAUUAUACCCAUGGUCAUAACAAUGAUUCUACAGACAACACCGAAGAAGAAUUAAAUUAUAUUCCUCCGAAACCACCCAUUCAUCCAACACCCGUGACGGGCCAUCCUCCCAUUCCCGCUCCAAUACCAAUACCUGUAGUGCCCCCUCCUCCACCGCCACCUCCUCCUCCUCCACCGCCGCCGCCGCCUCAACCUGCCGUUCCUCUGCAUCCUGUGGCUCAGCCGACAAGCUCAGCAUUUACUUGGAUGGCUGCACCAUUGGAAGAACCAAUAACAACAAGGAAACCAAACUCAGGAAAUAGUCCAAGUCCUUAUUGUGAUUUUUGUCUUGGCGACAGCACCGAGAAUAAGAAAACAAGACAAGCCGAAGAACUGGUUUCUUGUUCUGACUGCGGACGCUCGGCUCAUCCAACAUGUCUUCAAUUUACUCCCAAUAUGACCUUAUCGGUGAAGAAGUAUAGAUGGCAGUGUAUUGAAUGCAAAUCGUGUGGCAUUUGUGGUACAUCUGAUAAUGAUGAUCAGCUACUUUUCUGCGAUGACUGUGAUCGUGGUUAUCACAUGUAUUGUCUAAAUCCGCCGUUAUCUGAACCGCCUGAAGGAUCUUGGAGCUGUCAUCUCUGUAUUGAAGAAUAUGGUCGAAAGUGACAGGAAAUUUCCUCUAACCCAAUUUUGACACUGUUACAACUGAUAUGAAACUGCCUGUUUCUCUUGUAAUCGAUAUACCUCAUUUAAAUAUUUUUCCGUUAUUGGUUCUUAGUUGAAUAUAUGCAUAUAUAUAUAUACAUGUCUCGGAAGAUUUCUGUGUAGAAUACGGUACAAAAAGUAAGCCGACGUCAUUUUGUUUUUUCUUUUAUAUAAAUUUGGUACGUUUCGGAAUUUAAUUUUGGCAACCGUUUCCGGUUACGAAGCUCCGUUUCCGUCGUGGACGGGUUUUGGCCGUUCUAAUUUCUGGAUUGCAGGGACCUUUGCUAUACAAUGCUGCCAAUUGCAGCCCAUGGGCUGCAUUCGUACACGUUUAGGGGGAUUAUUCGAGUAUCCAAACACACAUCGUUCUUUAUUAUCAAAUGUUACCUCAGUAAAAUAACAGUCCAAGAUAUAUAUUUUCAUUUUUGCGUUUCAAAUCUAGUCUUCAACAUUGGCUAUUCAUAAAAGAAAAAGAGAAAUUUUGAAUAUUACCUAUUUUAAUAUUUAAAAUUUUGGAAUAUUUUGUGCGUAGCCAUACGUCGAUGUUCCUACACCGUAAACCGGCACAAGAAUUAUAUCCUAGUGAUGUCGGUCACUGCUGUUCCUGGUGUUCCAUUAAGGGGCCAUCGAGUUUUUUGGUAGCUUGUUUGUGUAUUUUAAUUAUUUUACUUGUGUAAAGAAAUUUUAGAUAGCAUUCGGAAGUAUUUAAAUAACACAAUUUUGAUAUUCCCAACAUUUUUAUUAAGGUAGGAUUUAAUAGUUUUACGCAAAAGACGGGCAAAGGUUGCUUCCCCAUUUCGUUUGCAUUUCAAAUUUGUUAGAGGAUAAACAGGGUAGCCAAAAUUGGUGUAUAUUCUUGAUGUAAUGAGUGCUUUUGACUAAUUGAAAAGCAGAAUGAAUGAAAAUCAUGCACGCUAUCAUGUGUCUAUAAUGGAAAAAAUUUACAUUUUUAAACUCAAGUAUCAUCUACUUUUCUGAUAUAUUCUUAAGAUCUUCCUUGCCUUCAGAAUUCAGGGUGAAGUGUGUCUGUGAACGUAUUCAUUCAUCAUUAAUACAAAGAAAAAGUUCUAAGAUCGUGUUUAAAUGUCUCCAUUCUGACAAUUUUGAUUUGAAAAUUCAAAUAUUCGAUUGGAUUUUAUUUUAUUAACAUAUCUUCAAAUGUUUUUCUCAAAACUAUGGUUGUGAUAAGCACGUUGGGCAUUGUGCACAUUAUAAAAUAUCAUUCGACCCUGUUUUUUCUCAUUCUUCGGCACACGUAUAUGCCUAGGACCUUUCCGCAUCAAGAGAUGUAGCUCGUUUCUCUAGUGAUAAAGUGUUUCGAUCACAAGACGCACGCGGAGAUGGAUAUGGUGAUAAAGAUUAGGUUGUGUACUGUGUGGUGCUUAUACAAUAUGCAUGAUAUUAAUACGAAAAAAACAAAAGUUAUAUCACAGUAGUCUUCACUUCUCUCAGGUCUGAGAUAUAAAAAAAAUACUGUCAAAUUUUUGAAUAAUAUUGUUCAGGACAAGUUGCAUUUGCAACUUUUAGUAUUAGUAAUUGUAUUAGUAUUGUCCUAUAGCCAUUUUUAUUACAUAAUUUUAUUGAGAAUUUCCUUUGAAUUUAAUAAUAAUAAAAAGAUUGCAAGUGCCUAAGAUAUCAUUUUAAAUAUCGAGGCAGAAGAAGGAGCGAGCGAGUCGGUGGGUUUGUGUGGUUAUUUGCAAAAUUUAUUUUGUAAUUAUUCUUUAUUAAUUAAUUUUUCGCUUGGUGUAAAAUGGAAGGGAGAUGUUUGUGAGGGGAAGUCCAUAAUUAUGUUACAAACUUGUACUUGUUGAGAAAUAAGCAAGAAAUUUUUUAAUGCAGUACAUAUUUUUUGAGCAAUCUCUGGAUAUUCAGGAUAUUCUAAUACAGUGGGUGAUCGGUUAACGAACAUAAUCCGUUCCAAGACUUUGUUCGCUAUCCGAAUUGUUCGUUAACCGAUCACCCACUGUACUAUGUAAUGUCUGAAAAUCUCUUGAUUACUGUCAGAAUCACUCCAUUACAUGUUCUAAAAAGGUUAUUGUAUGCUCUGGCUAUGAUAUUGAGCGAUUAUCAUCUUUCCAACUUUUAAAGAACACUUGAGAGAUAGGCAUUUUCCAACCAAUGAAGAGUUUGGGAACACAUAGAACANUGGUUACAAUAGCAAUUUAUUGAUUUUUAUACAGUGGGCUUUUGGAAGCCAGUAGAAUGUUGUACAAGUGCUUGGUAUUUAUAUGGAUUUUAUUGAAAAACAAAUGCUUUAUGUUAUUCAUUUUCUUGCUUAUUUGCCAGUAAGCAUCCAUCUAUAGCCUAAUUACUGACUUCUCCUCAUAUUAUCGCCAUUGCUCUAGUCCUGAAUCGGAUCUUUGCAUUUUGCUUUCUAUUUCCAAUUAACGGUUGACUGUGUUGUUAUUAUAUAUAUAUAUAUAUUUAAAAAAAGAUAUUUUUUGCAUGUAGUUUGGCGCUACCUCAUUAAGUAUUUUAUGCUGCAGGGCCGAUCUUAUUUAUUUCUUCAAUUAUUAGAGUUUUUAAAAAAGUAUAGUUGCUCAUGACUGAUUCUUUAACUCAGGGUUGGUUUUUUAGGGUGGCUUUUCGGUCCACCCGUUGCGCUCACCAUGACAUAUGACCAUUUAUAUACGUUCGAUCAUUGCUUGAGGUGACUAAGACCACCGGAAACAUAACAUUCUUCUGUAUACUAUAUAAAGAAAAAGUAUUAUAACUAGUCAGAAUUUCUAGCUAUUUCUACUUACACAAGAAGAGGCAUUUUGCUUUUUCGUUAUAUUUCCAGUCCUCUUCCCGCUUGGCAAAUUUAUAUAUAUAUAUAUAUAUCUCGUAUAUCUUUCCAAAUUUCCUUUGCAACUUUUAAUCUUCCAAUUAAUUAUUGUUGCAUGUUGUUGUUUGUCGGAACGAAGAGGAAUUGUUCGAUAAUGAAGUUGGAGGUUUGUAUUUUUGAGCAUUUUUAAGUCAUGUUACGUAAAUUUGUGUGAGUUUUAAGGGUUUUUUUUACAAGUUUUUCAGUCUACCAAAAUGUUUUUAUUGUUGAAAAGGUUUUUAUGCGAGACAGGUGUCGGAAGACAAUCUUCCGGCGGGACUAAAAGGCCUGGUUUUAUGUUAUUUUUUGUUAGGGAUCGUUAAUGGAUCAGGUCGCCCGAUUCUUUCCCCCUCUUUAUUUUUAAGGAAUCGAUCGUUUGGUCGAUUGUCCGGCGAGAUGAUGAUUUCGUUUGUCGCAGAAUCACAAAAUCUUCCUCUGUUUGUGUGAUAGAAUAUUGUUAUUUUGUUGGAUUUGAUCGUUCAAAAUUUGACAAAAGAGGCUAACGACGACAAGAUUAAUUAAAAAACAAAAAAGUUGAUAAAUUGUACAAAAGUAAAUAAAAAGAAAACAAAAUUUUGGAUGUUGAUAGAAUAGUUUAGCAUCUUGCACCAAAGAAAUUUAAGAAAAAUCUGUCUCUUCUUGUGUGGCAUGUACAAUACAUGCUAAUUUAUAAAAAAAUAAAAGAAAUAUAUA
This is a messenger RNA of Centruroides sculpturatus (bark scorpion), 4877 nucleotides long. RefSeq names its product zinc finger protein ubi-d4 A-like. Gene Ontology annotation, cellular component: nBAF complex. The record is from RefSeq and is a predicted model, not a curated record. The transcript has 10 exons. NCBI's taxonomy places the organism in Eukaryota, Metazoa, Arthropoda, Arachnida, Scorpiones, Buthidae. Gene Ontology annotation, biological process: nervous system development. Bases 35 to 1339 code for a protein of 434 amino acids.